AAAUUAAUCUUCGAACUCAUCUCUGUGCAAGCAUUUGACAAAGAAAGCUAUCUGCGAGGGAGAAACCUGCCUAAGAACCUUCGUUUUUGCGAGCCAUCUGUGCACUUCUGCAGCCAUACAGAAACAGAAAUCAUGGGAACAUGCCUUUCAGCAAAGAGAAACAAAAGAAGGGAUGAUGAACUUAUGUUGGAUGAUUUUUACGAUCUGGAUAAUGUUUACCACGGCGAUCAGUCAUGGCGUUUCUAUUAUCCACAAGAACAACUAGAGUAUUUUGAAUCAGAAUUUCAACCAAAAAGCAAAAAGAAUGGAAAGAACAGAUUUUCGAUUCGCAGUAAGAUUGAGAGCUUGCGAAGGAGCUUUUUCAACCCUGAUACCCACGAAGAGGCAAUUUACAGGAGCCCGUAUGCAUUACGUAGGGAUUCAAAAGGAGGCUUCAUAGAGAAGAUUGAGAAUUGGAGAAGAAGUUGGUUUGGAGGCGAAACCACGCCUAAACCGAAUCGAAAAUUGUCACUGAAGAAUGACGAAGAUGUGCAAAAGAGACGGAGUCUCAGCGAAAGUGGCUUCAAGAGGCUCAGUGUCACGAGGAAUUUCGUUGAAAGGCAUGCAAAUGCUGAAGAGAUUUAUGGCAAGUCGCCAAUGACGUCCAGGAAAAGUUCACUUGAUAAUACCCCGCGACGAGAACAGAUAGAGGUUCAAGCAAUGGUCGGCUCAAGACGUUCAUCUUUGAAGAAAGGCCAGCGUGUGACAGAAGAUGAGCUUUGCGAGGAAAUAGUUAGACGACCAAGCAUUGAUCGUGAAAUCUUGCAGAAGAUUAAAGAAAUUGCAUCGCUUGAUUACUGUUCCUCUGGAAGUGAAGAUGAUGUCUCAAAAUCGCCUGUUGUAGCCCACACGCCAUUGACGGAGAAAGUAGAGCCACCACAGGAAGCCCAAAGCACAGAAUUCGAGGAAAGCACGAAGAAAAGUGAGAACAGUGAAGCCCAAAGUACAGAAUUCGAGGAAAGCACGAAGAAAAGUGAGAACAGUGAAGCCCAAAGUACAGAAUUCGAGGAAAGCACGAAGAAAAGUGAACACAGUGAAGCCCAAAGCACAGAAUUCGAGGAAAGCACGAAGAAAAGUGAGAACAGUGAAGUCUUGGCAGAAAAUACGAGAAAAAGUACAGGAAUUGCAGGAGCACGAUUAUCUAAGAAACUUUCAAAGCAGGAAGCCGUAGAUGAAGUAUUCUAUCAAACAAUAAUGCAAGAUAAUGACGAAACACGUAAAGCAAAUCAGAGUGAAACUUUUGUUGGAGAGAGAAGUUUAGGCGAAGAUGAGGUUCUAGAUAAAUACGAGGCACAAGAAAAGGCUGGAGUUGACGGAGGAGAACUUGUCUGUGAGGAUGAUGUCAUCAUUAAAGAGAGAGCGUGCGAUCAACUAAAAGAAGGUAUUGAACUGUUUAAUGACAGCAGCGUUGAAUCGGCAGAGGUUGAAGGAAAACAAGGCAAUAAACAGCCAAACGGUACAGCGAAUGAACAAGAAAACGAUGAUAGUGAAGAAGAAAGAGAAGUCGAUGCAUACAAGCAAAAAUCAAGUGGAACUGUUUUUGUAAACAGAGAUGGAAGCAAUCGCGCUUCUACGGGAUCAAAAAUCGUUAUUAGUUCAAAGUCAACAAAGCAGUAGAGGAAGGUUUUCGAAACCAUGAUUUCAGCGUGUUAUACAUGUUUCAUAGUAAAUUUGUUGAAUUAGAAGUUUAGGUCUAUGCCAAUCGUUUUGAAUUUCAUCGUUUAUAUCACUAACGUUUGGAUCUUAGUAGCAUUUAUCAAUGAAUAGGGAGCCAGCUAUGCUGGUUUUUGCUUUGCUCUUACCAAGCCUUCAAGUUUAGUAAGUUGGUUUAAACCAUCACGAUUUUAACAAAAUAGGUACACAUCGACUAAAGCCUGAAGACGAGCUUAUAGUGAAACCAUGUAUGAAUGGAAGUAGGCCAUCAAUAGUAAACAUCUGUUUGGAAUAUUUCUGAUAUCUUCUUAACCAUAUUUGCUGACAUUGGUCGCUAAGGUAUAUUAUGUUUACUUUCAAUGCCUUGCUAUAAUAGUUGUGCAUUGCACCGAAGCAAAAAGGUUUAAGGCAAAAUUAUACAACGACAUGUCAUUGACAUUUUUAAAAAAAUAAAAAGAUGUAGGUAAC
Rhopilema esculentum is the source of this 2160-nucleotide messenger RNA. RefSeq lists its product as uncharacterized. The record is from RefSeq and is a predicted model, not a curated record. Lineage: Eukaryota; Metazoa; Cnidaria; Scyphozoa; Rhizostomeae; Rhizostomatidae.